Molecule: messenger RNA, 552 nt
Organism: Babesia microti strain RI
Lineage: Eukaryota; Apicomplexa; Aconoidasida; Piroplasmida; Babesiidae
Product: ubiquitin-conjugating enzyme E2 H
Exons: 3
Coding region: 1-552 (183 amino acids)
Biological process (GO): ubiquitin-dependent protein catabolic process; protein polyubiquitination
Cellular component (GO): nucleus
Molecular function (GO): ubiquitin conjugating enzyme activity
Source: RefSeq, a predicted model, not a curated record
AUGACAUCACAGCAAAUUAGAAAGCAAUCGGAUUUCACCAAGCUUUUGAUGGCUGGAUAUGACCUUAACUUAAACAAUGGUUCAACACAGGAUUUUAACGUUACAUUUCAUGGACCAGUAGGCACUGCAUACGAGGGUGGAGUAUGGCAAGUACAUGUGACGCUUCCUGAUGAUUACCCCUUUGCUUCCCCUUCAAUAGGCUUCGAUAAUAAGCUUCUCCAUCCCAACGUAGAUGAGGCAUCGGGCUCUGUCUGCCUUGAUGUAAUUAACGAAGCUUGGACGCCAAUCUAUUCAUUAGUCAAUGUUUUCGAUGUAUUUUUACCACAAUUGCUAACCUAUCCAAAUCCAUCAGAUCCACUCAAUUCAGAGGCUGCGUCACUUCUAAUGCGUGACAAGGUUUCAUAUGAAAAGAAGGUCAAAGAGUAUGUCAAAUUGUACGCUAGUAGGGAAGUCUGGCAACAGAAGCAGGAUAAGAUGGUCAAGGAGACAUCGGCGGAAGAUUCGGAAAUCAGUGACUUCGAGUCAAAUCCGGUCAAUUUGGACGAUUUUUAG